Hansenula ciferrii is the source of this 1539-nucleotide messenger RNA. It is a transcript of the gene NMD3, whose product is annotated as ribosome-binding protein NMD3. The record is from RefSeq and is a predicted model, not a curated record. NCBI's taxonomy places the organism in Eukaryota, Fungi, Ascomycota, Saccharomycetes, Phaffomycetales, Wickerhamomycetaceae. Gene Ontology annotation, biological process: ribosomal large subunit export from nucleus. Bases 1 to 1539 code for a protein of 512 amino acids. Gene Ontology annotation, cellular component: cytoplasm; nucleus. The transcript has a single exon. Gene Ontology annotation, molecular function: ribosomal large subunit binding.
AUGUCUUACACUCCAUUACAACAUGAUCCAAACCAACAGGUUGCUGCAACAGUCUUGUGUUGUAACUGUGGUGUUCCAAUGGAUGGGUCCACAGGUUUAGUUAUGUGUUAUGAUUGUAUUAAAUUAACCGUUGAUAUUACAGAAGGUAUUCCAAGAGAAGCUAAUGUUUCAUUUUGUAGAAAUUGUGAAAGAUUUCUUCAACCACCACAACAAUGGAUUAGAUGUGAAUUAGAAUCAAGAGAAUUAUUAGCCUUGUGUCUUAGAAGAUUAAAAGGUUUAAAUAAAGUCCGUUUGAUUGAUGCUUCAUUUAUAUGGACUGAACCUCACUCCCGUCGUAUUAAAGUUAAAUUAACUGUUCAAGGUGAAGCUAUGGCCAACACUAUUGUUCAACAAAGUUUUGAAGUUGAAUACGUGGUUAUUGCAAUGCAAUGUCCUGAUUGUGCUAAAUCUUAUACUGUUAAUACUUGGAAAGCUGCUGUACAAAUUAGACAAAAAGUUUCCCACAAGAGAACUUUCUUAUAUUUAGAACAAUUGAUCUUAAGACAUAGUGCUCAUGUUGAUACUAUUUCAAUUCAAGAAUCAAGAGAUGGGUUAGAUUUUUUUUAUUCACAAAGAUCUCAUGCUUUAAAAAUGAUUGAUUUCUUAGGUUCAGUUGCACCAAUUAAAUCUAAAAAAUCUGAAGAAUUAGUCUCACAAGAUAUUCAUGCUGGUACUUCAUCAUAUAAAUUCACAUUCAGUGUGGAAAUCGUUCCAAUAUGUAGAGAUGAUUUAGUUGUUUUACCAAAAAAAUUAGCACAAUCUUUAGGUUCAUUAUCUCAAUUAGUUUUAUGUUCAAAAGUUUCAAAUACUUUACAAUUUCUUGAUGUUAAUACUUUGAAAACUGGUGAUUUAUCUCCACAAGUUUAUUACAAGAAACCAUUCAUGUCAUUAUCAGAUGCUUCACAAUUAGUGGAAUUUAUUGUUUUGGAUGUUGAACCAACUGGUGUUACCAAGGGGAAAUAUGUUUUAGCAGAUGUUACAUGUGCUCGUGCAGCAGAUUUAGGUAGUAAUGAUAAAGAAUAUUAUGUUAGAUCUCAUUUAGGUGCUCUUUUACACCCAGGUGAUUCAGUUAUGGGUUAUUAUACAGUUAAUUCAAAUUAUAAUCAUGAUUUAUGGGAUUCAUUAGAUCGUGAUAAUUUACCAGAUGUUAUCUUGGUUAAGAAACAUUAUCAAAGAAAAACAAGAAAGAAUAGAAACUGGAAAUUAAAGAGAAUGGCAAGAGAACAUCAAGAUAUCGUGGCAAAUGAAGAUUCAAGAGCUGCAAGACAAGAAAUGGAACGAGCUGAAAAGGAUUAUGAAGUUUUCUUACAAGAAUUAGAAGAAGAUCAAGAAAUGAGACAAGCUAUUAACUUGUAUAAAGAUACCAACUUAACUGAACGUCAACAACAAGAAGCUGCUGGUGAUGAAAUGGAUGAAGAUGAAGAUGAAGAUGCUCCAGGUGUUGAUAUUGAUGAAUUAUUGGAUGAAUUGGAUGAUAUGACAUUAGAAGAUCAGGCAUAA